AUGGUAUCCAACGAAGAAGAAAAUUCCUCUCCCCCUGCUCCCAAUGACCGAUCUUCGCGAAGUCCAAAAAGCCCGAAGCGCUCCAAGGAUAGGGACUCCAAGGCAAAAGAACGAAGUCGUCGAGACCGCGGUCAAUCAGCAAGUACACCAGGAGCCGUCCGCUCUUCCAGCACCAGUGAGAGAAAGAAGAGAAGCUCGGUUGCUGACAAAUCUGGACGGACCUCAUCGAGGUCGUCUUCCGUAACCAAAAGUCCUACCAGAAGUCCUGGAACCAGCAGUGGCAAGAGAAAGAGUAGUUUUCCACCACCCACAAGUCCCGGAGCAGUGUCGUCUACCAGCAGAGAAAAGAGAAAGAGCAGUUUUCCACAAGCAACAAGUCCUGGAGCAGUCCCUUCUACCAGCAGAGACAUGAGAAAGAGUACUGCUAGAUCCGACAAGUCUCGUCGCACCUCGGAUGCAUUAGUAUCUCCUGGCGCGUCGAAAAGACGAGGCGCUCGUCCCAGCAACGCAAAGAGCAAGCUAAUGAUGGGCAAUACAACACGCAACGGUGUCGUUUCAUCGGCCAGCAACGAUAUGGAAACUGGAAUUGUCGCAGAGACAGUGGAUGAAACAGAAGUUGAAGUUUUGCGAGCGGAAUCCGACAUGACUGCAAAUGCCCUUCUCGAAAUGAAUCGAGAAGUUGGAGCCUUGCGCUCCGAGCUUCAGCGCACAAAGGAAGAGCAAACGACCCGUAGUGGAAUGCCCCUUUGGAAAAAAAUAUGCUUGGUCAGCUUGGUCGUCGUUUUUAUUGGUGGCAUCGCUGCGGCUGUCAUUGCUUUCACUGGAGGUGAUAGUGACGAUGGUGCGCAAAGAACAGCUGUUAACAUGCCUGAAACAACCAGUGGACCAACAGGACAAGCAACCACCGCAUUUCCAGAAGAUAUUGCCACUUCUAGUCCUACGGUCGACACAUUCCUUCCACCAAGUCCGGAUGUAUGCUCGGCGGUAGCGGAAGGCCGCCCUGUCGACGGGCAAGAAGACUGGAUCGAGCAACCAUUUUCUGUUUCGAUGAAUAUUAACCUGACAGUGGAUACUGAAGGCGAUAUAUGGUGGCCCGGGCUUCAGAGGAAUAUUCAGCAGCUUGUAAUGCCACCUAUCGUUGGAUGCGGCAAUACAACUGCUCUUGAUGUUUUCCUUGUUGGAAACGCGCAAGUCAACGAGGACUAUGUCUCAGUGGUGCCAUGUGAAGCGGGCGAAGAGGAAACAGACGGAUCUUGUUACAUUGUUGAAUUACAGUUGGUGCUUUUUCUGAAGCAGAUUGUGAGUUAUGAUGUCGUCAACGACCUGAGCGAACACGUUGAGCAAGUCUUUCAGAACAGUACAGAUUUAUUGGUUGAUGCUCAAGACGAAGAUUCCAAAAUAAUCAAAGACAUUGGGACUUUGGAUAGCAAGCCUGUGACUGAAUCACCUUCACAACACCCAUCAAAUAGUCCUACCAACGGUCCAAGCGAGUCGCCUUCCUUCAACCCAAGCGUAUCAACUUCUGCGGAGCCUACCAACCGAUCGACGCCUGGCCCAACCACAUCGCCAACGCCCCCUCAAACUCCUGGACCAACACAAGCUCCUGUCUCUGGACCAACCCUACCACCUACGCCUGGACCAACGGUAGCUCCCACCCCACUUCCAACUCCAGGACCAACAUUUGCACCUGUAUCUGGACCAACAUUGGCACCGACAUUAUUUCCGACUCCUGUACCAACAUUUGCUCCCACUCCUGGGCCAACAACAACUGCCGCCACCCCUGGGCCAACGACAACUUCUUCAUUGACUCCGACUCCUGAACCAACGCUGACUCCUUCAUCUGGACCAAGUGCUCCUCCGACUCUUGCUCCGACUCCUGGACCAACGACAGCAACACCAUCGACAGCGCCAUCAACAGAGCCAUCGACAGCUCCCACUACAGGGCAACCAAGUCAAUCGCCAAGUUCUGCUCCUACAUCGAAGCGUAUGGCACUGGAAGCCAUGUUGUCGCGAUUUGCUCCUUUUGACGGGAACAAGGGAUUGGCAAUGGAUUGGCUCGUGGCAGAUACCUGGGACAUCGCAAAUGACGAAUUGCAAUUAUGGGAGGAACGAUUCGCACUUGCAGUAUUCUAUUAUGCAACCACCGGAGAUGGCUGGAACAACAAUGCUGGAUGGUUGACUCCAACACAUGUUUGUUCUUGGUAUGGGAUAAACGGAUGCAAUGCGAACGGUUCGGUGCUUAGGCUUGAACUUACAAUUGAUCGUGUAAAUUUUAAUUUGGUUGGCGACUUGCCUGAUGAGUUGAGGGCACUGACCAAUCUUGAAUUCAUGCAAUUUGCUUGGAAUAAGGAUCUCAGUGGCAGUAUUCCUUCCUUUCUCACCGCGAUGACCAAAUUGAAAGAGUUAUCUCUUUCGGACACAGGUCGUACUGGACCGAUUCCUCCAGCGCUUUGGACUUUGACGAAGCUAGAGAGACUGCGGUUGUCAGGAAACUACCUGACUGGGACUAUACCACCAGGAAUCAGCGCCUUGACAAACAUUAGAACCAUCGGUUUGCCAUUCAAUGAUCUGGUUGGAUCCCUACCUGAUGAGUUUAGUGGGAUGACUCGGCUUGAAGGACUUGGUGUCAAUGAAAACUUCCUGACUGGUACCAUACCACCUCUUCCGAAUGUGGCUGCUUGUAACUUAGCCGUUGAGUCAGACGCAUUCCAUUUCGCAGCUAGAAAAACAGAGGGGAACUGUUUUACCGACACUACCAAUGCACCUGGUACUUGCAACCUCAGCGCAAACCAGUGCUAA
Cylindrotheca closterium is the source of this 2799-nucleotide messenger RNA. The record is from the annotation of a GenBank genome assembly. NCBI's taxonomy places the organism in Eukaryota, Bacillariophyta, Bacillariophyceae, Bacillariales, Bacillariaceae.